Messenger RNA from Microplitis demolitor, 1663 nucleotides. Its product is annotated as transmembrane protein 216-like. The transcript is spliced from 2 exons. NCBI's taxonomy places the organism in Eukaryota, Metazoa, Arthropoda, Insecta, Hymenoptera, Braconidae. Gene Ontology annotation, cellular component: ciliary transition zone. Gene Ontology annotation, biological process: non-motile cilium assembly. Bases 489 to 917 code for a protein of 142 amino acids. The record is from RefSeq and is a predicted model, not a curated record.
AUGUGUUGACAAAUUGGAGGGCGGUCAGUAUAUCUAUUUACGUUUCCUGAGUAUACGUACUGAGUAGUUUCCUCUCUGUCUCUCCUUCAUCGGACAUCAAAGAGGUGGGCGCCAGAGAAAGAGGGAAAGUGGUGGCGGUUACUAGCGUCGGGGAGGUGGUUAAAAAUAAACAACAAAAAGGGAAAAGUUGUUUUUAGUAAUACAUAUUUACAUAAAAUACUUUGAAUAAUAAUCUCCGUGCAGUAGCGACAGUCAAUACUGCGAUAAAAUUACCAAUAAUGAGUGCAGUGAUCUAUCACAGACAGUCGAGUUAUCAGUCAGCUUCACCGUCAGCAAAAAUAUAUAAAAACAAACAGUCCCCAAGUUUUUAAACCACUAGUGCCUAUUAAUAAAUUUACCAUUUCACUUGACCAUGAGUACAAUUAUUUAUUGCCCGUGAAGAUUACAAAUUACAAGGGUAAAAAGAAAUAAAAAAAAAAAAUUAAAUAAUGCCGGCAGUCGCAAACUCGUCAUUGACUUACGAAAUUCUCAUGUACUUAAAUUCAUUUUACUUUGGAAUGUUCGCGGUAUGCGAACUGGGAAUGGGACUCUACAAAGCAACGAGUCUUCCAGCAUCAAAUUCCACGACAACGAUAACUGAAUUUUCACUUCUUCUGUUCCUAAUAGCCACCGAGGGCGGACGUGUCUACCUGGGCCGUAAGGGAAAUUUGACAGAACGAGGAGUUCCCAUUCUAUGUGGAAUUAUUUUGACAAUACCCAGUGCACUUACGACACUGUAUUUUCUCGUGUGGCAGAGUUAUGUCCUUAGACUAGAGAUGAUCCUCUGUAGUAUACAGUUGGUCCUGCUUACAUCUGAACUUGUCAUCUCCGUCCUGUGCCUUAUUGCCAUUUUUCGUCCUCCGCUCUUUCAAGAAUAAAUUACUAUUGUCAUUUAUUUAAUAUAUUCAUGCCACUCUAUAAUCAUCAUACUUAUUAUUAUUACUAUUAUUUAUAUUACUAUUAUUAUUAUUAUUAUUAAUAUAGAUAUAUAUAUUACCAUAUAUUAGAUAUGAUUAUUUAUUAUUAUCAUCAUUGUAAUAAUAUACGUUUGUAAAACCCCAGCAUGUGAUCUGAUCAAUAAUGCAUCAUAUAUAUGAUGAUUUAUCGCCUACAUACAUUUAAAGCUUUUACUUAAGGGUGGGCAGUACUAAUUUUUGAUUUUUUUUUUGUCUUGAAUAAAUUUGUCACAAAUGAUGUAAAUUUUCUAAAAAUUUUUGACGUUUUAAAAAUUUUUCCGGAAGUUAUGGAAAAUUUCUGUAAUAAAAAUUGACUAAUAAAUUUUACUUUUCCAAUUACGUUUUGGAUAAUUUUGUCAUCCAAAUGAUGGAAAUCUUCCGAAAAUUUUUGACGUCUUAGAGAUUUUUUGGAAACUAGAAAAUUUCUGUUAUAAAAGUUUAGUAAAUUAAAAGAAAAGUAAAAUUAAAAAGUUUAAUUAAUACGGCCCAUCUUUGAUAAAUUUCACUCAUUUAUUUCAUUACAAAUCAUUCCAAGCAUCAUCAUGUUAAUUUGAAACAACCUUUGGUUUAUUUAUGAGAUCGAUUAGAGUAGAAAUUUAAUUAAAACCCUUUGUUUUAUUUACUUUAAUAAUUUAUUAAUUGUGUGUAUUUCUGAGUCUGUACUAUAU